This is a messenger RNA of Cladophialophora yegresii CBS 114405, 1416 nucleotides long. RefSeq lists its product as uncharacterized. The transcript is spliced from 2 exons. The record is from RefSeq and is a predicted model, not a curated record. NCBI's taxonomy places the organism in Eukaryota, Fungi, Ascomycota, Eurotiomycetes, Chaetothyriales, Herpotrichiellaceae. The coding region runs from base 1 to 1416 and encodes 471 amino acids.
AUGGCAUCGGUAAGCGCGCAAGCUCUGUCCACAGUCACAUACGGACCUAGCGGACCAUGCCCCGUCCCCUCGGUCACCAGCGUCGUUGUUGUACAGGCGGGGUACUACAGCUCCUUCUUUCAAUCAGCUUCCUCGAUUGUGAACCUCUGGGGCAACAGCAAUACGGUUAUGAUCAACAAUGCUCCAACGACGUACAUUACCAACACAUAUAUCAGCACAACCAUCAUUUCCACCAUCUCUACCACAGUUGUCAAUCCUUCAACUACAGGAGCGUCCUCUAGCGGUGCGGACGUUGGUCCUAUCCUUACGGGCGGGUCCUCGUCGACGACCCCUGCACCAUCUGCCUCCAUGACUCCUGUGCCACCUUCGAGCAGCACUUCUCUGGGCCCUUCGUCCACAUCAUCUCCGAUUUUCACUCCCGUUCCCCCUCCGCAAACAACGCCAGCACCCGCGCCAGUCUUGACUUCUACAUCAGUAGACGCGAGCGGCAACACAGUCCUGGUUGAAGUUACUCAGACUCCAUUGGCACUUGGAGAGGGUCUUCCAUCGGGAACCAUCACUGAUCUCCCCGCCUCGCUAGCAGAGAACGGUGUUAUCGUCGGUGUUGCAGUCGGCAAUCUCGGAGCGAAGGUAAAAAGACAAGCUCCUGCAGGCCCGACAGCGGGUGCGGUUCUGUCAGGGGAGGAAGGAGGCGCCGCCCUGGCUUGCGACGUUGCGUCCCGGUUCUUCUUGGAACAGGGACAAUUGACCGACGGCACGGACGUGGUGGGCCGCAACACCACCGACAGCUCAGCUCUGUUGACUCCUGACCCUGACUCCAACAACGUCACAACGGUGUUGUCCUUCGUUGAUGGUAUCCUCAAUUGGGACACUGCCGAUCAAGGUGUGGCGACCUUCUACCAAUGUGGGGAUGCCAAAGUUUACGCGGGCUUUCCCAAUCCUCCACGAGAGGACUGCUACGUAGUCACCCUGGGAGGCAUUGCCGCCACUGCUUGUCCUGUACCGCUACGCAAUGAAGCCGACACGUCUACCUCAUCAGACGUCCCUUCAAGCACCCCGGCUCCGAGCGAUGUGUCAUCCACGACGGCGGUUGAUAUGACCACGACAACGGACUCGGGUGUCUCCAGCACCGUGGCACAAACCACUUCGCCCGUCGUGGCUUCAUCGACAAGCGCGGGGACUUCGGCUACUUCUGCAACAGGUGGUCCGAUUGCUCCCGGCAAUAUCCCAGUCAUCAUCGGCAGCUACUACCAUCGGACAAUCGACUUCAUCAGCUGGAGCUGUGGCUCAGUCGAGCUCUUCCUCCGUGGUUCCGGGGCUGUCGGGUUCCUCCGCAAUCGUGGCCCUGCCCUCAAGCUCUUCGAGCGCGACAAGUCUGCGAUCGAGCUCGCCUGCUGUCACUCCGGCGCAAUCUAG